AAUCGAUAAGUCCAUAUAAUUAUUUGGCCCUGGUUAUUAUUUAUUACAUUUAAACUAAACUGGCAAAUGUUUGUUGGACAAACUAAACAUGUCUGUGAGCCGACCGCUGGUGACUGUGGUACAGGCUGGACGCCAAAGCUUUUCAAAGGGACUGCAGUUGCAGCAAAAUCUUGCAAAGUCUACUCAGACCCUGGAUCCGCCCUCAGAGUUCCGAAACUACCUUGUGCUGCAAGAGCACAAUCCAGUCUACACAGUCGGCCUGAGAACGAAGGACUACACGGCUGCGGAUGAGGAUCGGCUCCGCAAGCUGGGCGCGGACUUCCAUCGGACAGAUCGUGGCGGCCUAAUAACUUUUCACGGACCCGGCCAGUUGGUAGUUUAUCCUAUUUUGCAUCUACGCCAGUUCAAACCUAGCAUGCGCUGGUAUGUGGCAACACUGGAGAGAAUGGUCAUCGAGACCUGUCAUCAGCUGGGUAUUUCCGGAGCCACUACCACCAAGGACACUGGCAUCUGGGUGGGCGAACUGAAGAUCUGCGCUAUCGGUGUCCAUGGCUCGCGUUACGUCACAACGCACGGAAUCGCCUUAAAUUGUUGCACGGAUCUACGAUGGUUCGAUCAUAUUGUGCCCUGUGGAAUCGAGGGUAAGGGAGUGACCUCGCUCAGCAAGGAGCUGAACCGGCACGUGUCCGUUCAGAUGGCUAGUGACGCACUAAUCAGCAGCUUCGCCAGCGUGUUUGAGUGCGGAGUGCAGAAUCUUAACGAAUCUAAACUGGGUAGAGCUACGGAAAUGUAGCUAACUAAAUCGAUUUUUCUGAUUUGACGCAAUUUGACUUUCACAGAAUAUUUUCUAGUAAAGUGAAAACCUUUUUUUUUAAACAAUA
Molecule: messenger RNA, 881 nt
Organism: Drosophila eugracilis
Lineage: Eukaryota; Metazoa; Arthropoda; Insecta; Diptera; Drosophilidae
Gene: Lipt2
Product: putative lipoyltransferase 2, mitochondrial
Exons: 1
Coding region: 89-793 (234 amino acids)
Biological process (GO): protein lipoylation
Cellular component (GO): mitochondrion
Molecular function (GO): lipoyl(octanoyl) transferase activity
Source: RefSeq, a predicted model, not a curated record